Messenger RNA from Sardina pilchardus (European sardine), 324 nucleotides. RefSeq names its product prokineticin 2 (gene prok2). The transcript is spliced from 3 exons. The record is from RefSeq and is a predicted model, not a curated record. Bases 1 to 324 code for a protein of 107 amino acids. NCBI's taxonomy places the organism in Eukaryota, Metazoa, Chordata, Actinopteri, Clupeiformes, Clupeidae. Gene Ontology annotation, biological process: endothelial cell proliferation.
AUGAAGUCGAGAAUACCCUUGAUGCUUACCUUGCUUCUGGUCUCUCACGCGUCCUCCGCAGUCAUCACAGGGGCAUGUGAGCGAGAUCCUCAGUGCGGGGGUGGCAUGUGCUGUGCGGUCAGUCUGUGGAUCCGGACCCUGCGGAUGUGCUCGCCCAUGGGCCGAGAGGGAGAGGACUGCCACCCUAUGAGUCACAAGGUUCCCUUCUUUGGGAGAAGGCUGCACCACACCUGUCCCUGCCUGCCUAACCUUGCCUGCAUCGCCACUCAAGAUGACUCCUUUAAAUGCUUAAAUCCAUAUAAGUUCCAAGAAUACGAACUGUGA